Messenger RNA from Bursaphelenchus xylophilus (pine wood nematode), 3569 nucleotides. The record is from the annotation of a GenBank genome assembly. Lineage: Eukaryota; Metazoa; Nematoda; Chromadorea; Rhabditida; Aphelenchoididae.
AUGUCUCACGGAACAGUAGUAGCUAAAAACGACACAGGAUUUGUCGUCGUUUCAGAGGGAUCGUGUCCCUCUUGUAGUACAGAGAUCAAGAACAAAGACGACAAAUAUUGUCGAAAAUGCGGAUUCAGAAUCAAUUUCAGUUGCACGAAAUGCGGAAAGAACGUGAGGUAAGUUGUAUUUUAUCAAGUUCACGACGUUUUCCCCGCAAAAUCCUAAUUUUCACAUCAAAAUUUGGUUUAGUGCAACACUUGGCCCAACUAUAUUUAUUGUGUCAACUCUGCCUCCGAUUCGAAUUCGAAUUUACCGCCAAAAAAUGUUUACCUUUCAGGCCGGUCGAUAAGUACUGUGCACAUUGUGGGGCAAAGCGAUGGCACUGGUACGAGAUGUGGAGGCUGGGAAUCCUCCACAGGAAUCCCGGAUUUGUUCUUGGCACCACAAUCGCUGUUGGUGUCGCCUAUUUUGGGCUCUAUUACUGGUUGAAAGGAAGGUCGAGAAGAUGGUGAAUGCCUUCACAGAGAUGUAUUGCGUUGUUCUAGAUAUUGUUUCUAAAAUUUUGAGAGAUUUUUCUGAAAUUUUUUGCUAUAAAUAUUUUUUUGUCUACUUGAGGAAGUUUUCGAUUUCUUGAUGCUCUUUGCUGUCGCAAACAGCGUUAUAUACCUAGCAGUUUACUAAAAUUUACAGUUACAAUUGUGUGAAAUGUUAUUUUUGUUAGUUUGGGUAAGUUGCAUUAGUUUUUGCGCAAUUUGUUACCUAAAAUGCCUAGUGUAAUGUAAAUUUUACUGUUUGGUUUGCUUUUUGCCAUUUUUUUUCACUUUGAUCAUCAACGUAAAGACCUACUACGCGUUUUAAACUAUUUUUCAUAUCGAAUUCCGUUCAGUUUCAACACUUUCUCACUGAUGUUGUUUUAGAUCGGAAAUGACUGAUUCCCCAGUUCUCUUGCCCGGAAAUGACGCCGAAAAUGGUGAGAAUUACAAGUGCUCAAUGUGCAAGGUCCUCUGCGUUACCAAGAAUGAUUCUUUCUGUUCUAACUGUGGCUAUGAAUUCAAGUUCAGAUGUGACGGCUGUUAUGGCUUUUUGAAGUAAGUAUUUGUCGUAGUGGACGUUUUUGUCCCCACCCCGGUUUUGUCCCCAAGACGGUUUUGUCCCCAGGACGUUUUUGUCCCCACUUUUUUCGAGCCUUUUUGUCCCCAGACCGGUUUUGUCCCCAGGACGGUUUUGUCACCAAGACGUUUUUGUCCCCACUUUUUUUAUUUUUUUGUCCCCACACCGGUCUUGUCCCCAGGACGUUUUUGUCCCCAAGCUGGAUAGUACGAUUAAAAAUUAUGCAUUCAGAUGUUAAUGCUGUUGGUUUGGUGCACAGUACUGCUCGAACAACUUGUUCUUAGCGCUUGGUACUGUACAGUACGAGGUGGUACUAUAUAGCACGAGGUAAAAAUUAUGCCAUAACACGUCAAUGCUAUGGGUUUGAAGCCCAGUACUUCUCAAAAAUGUGUUUUAGCACAUGGUACUAUAUAGCACGAAUUUGUUUUUGUACAAAAUGAACGUCUGAUCAGUACUGCAUACCAAAACAACGUCAUUCACGCGCUAUGGCUUAAUUUUUACCUCGUGCUUUAUAGUACCACCUUGUACUAUACAGUACCAAGUGCUAAGAACAUGUUGCAGUACUGUGCACCAAACAAACAGCAUUAACAUCUGAAUGCAUGCUUUUUAAUCGUACUAUCUAGCUUGGGGACAAAAACGUCCUGGGGACAAAACCGGUGUGGGGAAAAAAAAUAAAAAAAGUGGGGACAAAAACGUCUUGGGGACAAAACCGUCCUGGGGACAAAACCGGUCUGGGGACAAAAAGGCUCGAAAAAAGUGGGGACAAAAACGUCCUGGGGACAAAACCGUCUUGGGGACAAAACCGGGGUGGGAACAAAACCGGGCCCAAUCGUAUUUGUAGUUUUUGUUGGUGUUUAGGUAAAAAAGAAGAUGCUGAUUACGCUACCAUGGAAUUUUAGCGCCAUUUCCAGGCGGAUUUAAUAAUUUUCUUUACUGAAAAUUGACAAAUUGAUGUUACUUUAGGUGGUUUUGAUCAAAAUCAUAGGAAAAUUUGCUGGGUAAAGGCUAUGGUUCAUUUACUAGUUGUAUUCUUGGAUUUUACAAGCUUUUCAUGUUGUAAAUAGAGAAAUAAAAAAUUUUUGUUACCUAAAUUUUGCCUAACAAGGGAAUGGUCUGAACUUCCCCCAGCGUUUCGGAAAAUGACUGGUACAGGUGGAUAGAGCAGCUCAACUUUGGUAAAAAGAGCCAUUUUCCAGCUGCGGAAUAAGCCCGGCCGACGAGAAAAAUCGACCGAAAGUUCCACAAAAAUUUCCUCUUUCUCUUCCCUCGGAAAAGAAGAGCGGUGUCCAGUGGUUCGGUUAGCCGAGUGGAUAAAGCAUCCGCUCGGUAUUCUUUUGGGGGUUGGUUCGAUUCCGGGGCAGCGCGAAGGACCGUGAUAAGACUUUGGUGUGAGCAAGAUCAAACUCUUAUGAAACAAAAAAAUAUUUUGGCAUUUUUAUACGUUUUAUAGAGGGGCACUAUACCGAAAACACAAAUAACCGUGAAAAAAUGAUUUUUUUUGGAUUUACCAGACCCACAAAGCGUUGAAAAGUCGAAGUCAUACCGGGGCAGCGCGAAAGACCGUAAUAAGACUUUAUAGGUUAUACAACAAUUUUUAAGCAAUACUAAUUGGGGGUACAGUCCGUUUCAAAAAGAUAGAGAUACCCUUAUCUAUGACCAAACAUGUAUGACUUCGACGUUCCGUCGCUUUGUAGGUCUGGAAAAAUCCAAAAAAAUUCACGGUUAUUUGUGUUUUCGGUAUAGUGCCCCUCUAUAAAACGUAUAAAAAUGCCAAAAUAUUUUUUUGCUUCAUAAGAGUUUGAUCUUGCUUACACCAAAGUCUUAUCACGGUCCUUCGCGCUGCCCCGGAAUCGAACCAACCCCCAAAAGAAUACCGAGCGGACGCUUUAUCCACUCGGCCAACCGAACCAUUGGACACCGCUCUUCUUUUCCGAGGGAAGAGAAAGAGGAAAUUUUUGUGGAACUUUCGGUCGAUUUUUCUCGUCGGCCGGGCUUAUUCCGCAGCUGGAAAAUGGCUCUUUUUACCAAAGUUGAGCUGCUCUAUCCACCUGUACCAGUCCUUUUCCGAAACGCUGGGGGAAGUUCAGACCAUUCCCUCGUAAAGUAAUAUCAAGUCGGAGUUUUUGAAGGAAUAUUGGCGUAGAGUAAUUUCAUAUCGUAAUUUACUCUCUGGAACGUUUAUUGUAUCAUUUUCCAGGCCCCAGCACGCCUACUGUCCCAAUUGCGGGCAUCGUCAGCAUUCCAUUCUCAAAAUUCUUCGUCAUGACUUCCAAAAUUACCGUCAUCAUCUGCUUUUUGGCUCAGCUUUAAUUCUCGUUGCUCUCUUCAUCAGACGCCGUCCAAUGCAUCCACCUCAGAAGGCUUGCCCAGCCAAACUCGACCUCUCCAUGCCCAGUAUUGACAUUGGAAAAACCGCUCAGAGCUGGUCCAAUUGGGCUGUCAGCUGGAUCCCCGGUACUCAGAAGUAG